ACCUCUCUGGCCAGGGAGAUGGCGGUAAAGUGAUCAUGCUGUCGGAAGAAUGGGAGUGAGGAGCAGAGGCGACCAAGGCCUCUUCAGAAGUUGGGGAUGUGGAUUCAGAGGCACAGAAAACCGGUCAAGUCUUCUGCCUACAAUCACCAGCAAGGGAAUGAAUGCAAAGCUGGGUUUGUGAGGCUUCAGAGCCUAUACUCAUCAUGAGGGGACACACUGAAAAGACAACUCUCAAAACCCCCGCUCCGGGGCUCUUUAAGAGCCUCGGAACUGGGAGGAAAGGCGAGAUCACAGUAAAGCGAGAUCAAAGCACUGUGCUCUGUCCACCGCACCUCCUGCAUGUCCUGCUGCCCUGAGCUGUCCCAAGCUAGGUGACAGCGUGUUACGCUGCCACCAUGAAUGAGGUGUCUGUCAUCAAAGAAGGCUGGCUCCACAAGCGUGGUGAAUACAUCAAGACCUGGAGGCCCCGGUACUUCCUGCUGAAGAGUGACGGCUCCUUCAUCGGAUACAAGGAGCGGCCUGAUGCCCCAGACCAGACCCUGCCCCCCCUAAACAACUUCUCUGUCGCAGAGUGCCAGCUGAUGAAGACUGAGAGACCACGGCCCAACACCUUCGUCAUACGCUGCCUACAGUGGACCACUGUCAUCGAGAGGACCUUCCACGUAGACUCUCCAGAUGAGAGGCGAGAGUGGAUGCGGGCCAUUCAGAUGGUCGCCAACAGCCUUAAGCAGCGGGGCCCAGGUGAGGACCCCAUGGACUAUAAGUGUGGCUCCCCCAGUGACCCUUCUGCGGCCGAGGAGAUGGAAGUGGCAGUUAGCAAGGCUCGGGCCAAGGUGACCAUGAAUGACUUCGACUAUCUCAAACUUCUGGGCAAGGGCACCUUUGGCAAAGUGAUUCUGGUGCGGGAGAAAGCCAGCGGCCGCUACUACGCCAUGAAGAUCCUGCGGAAGGAAGUUAUCAUUGCCAAGGAUGAAGUUGCCCACACGGUCACCGAGAGCCGGGUCCUCCAGAACACCAGGCACCCAUUCCUCACUGCACUGAAGUAUGCCUUCCAGACCCACGACCGCCUGUGCUUCGUGAUGGAAUACGCCAACGGUGGUGAGCUGUUUUUCCACCUGUCCCGGGAACGUGUCUUCACGGAGGAGCGAGCCCGCUUCUAUGGUGCAGAGAUCGUCUCUGCCCUUGAGUAUUUGCAUUCGCGGGACGUGGUGUACCGCGACAUCAAGCUGGAAAACCUCAUGCUGGACAAAGAUGGCCACAUCAAGAUCACUGACUUCGGACUGUGCAAAGAGGGCAUCAGUGACGGGGCUACCAUGAAAACCUUCUGUGGGACGCCCGAGUACCUGGCACCCGAGGUGCUGGAGGACAACGACUACGGCCGCGCGGUGGACUGGUGGGGGCUGGGCGUGGUCAUGUACGAGAUGAUGUGCGGCCGCCUGCCCUUCUACAACCAGGACCACGAGCGCCUCUUCGAGCUCAUCCUCAUGGAGGAGAUCCGUUUCCCACGCACACUGAGCCCUGAGGCCAAGUCCCUGCUUGCUGGGCUGCUUAAGAAGGACCCCAAGCAGAGGCUCGGCGGGGGGCCCAGCGAUGCCAGGGAGGUCAUGGAGCACAGGUUCUUCCUCAGCGUCAACUGGCAGGACGUGGUGCAGAAGAAGCUCCUGCCACCCUUCAAACCUCAGGUCACCUCUGAGGUUGACACAAGGUACUUUGACGACGAGUUCACCGCCCAGUCCAUUACAAUCACACCCCCGGACCGCUAUGACAGCCUGGGCUCCCUCGAACUGGACCAGCGGACCCACUUCCCCCAGUUCUCCUACUCAGCCAGCAUCCGCGAGUGAGCAGAGCCGUCUGCUGCCACCACCGCCGCGGGACACGCACGGCUGCCAUCACCGCCCGGGGGCUUUUCUCUUGUUUUUAAACUUUUUAUUUUUGCCUUU
Molecule: messenger RNA, 1940 nt
Organism: Panthera uncia (snow leopard)
Lineage: Eukaryota; Metazoa; Chordata; Mammalia; Carnivora; Felidae
Gene: AKT2
Product: AKT serine/threonine kinase 2
Exons: 15
Coding region: 396-1841 (481 amino acids)
Biological process (GO): protein phosphorylation
Molecular function (GO): ATP binding; protein serine/threonine kinase activity
Source: RefSeq, a predicted model, not a curated record